AUGUGUCGGUUGUCACGAAUUCAGGACUCGGUCGACGCCGAAGUUCAGGAGCUCACCGAAAAGCUCUUUCAGGAGGCCUACAGAAUGGUGAACUAUGCUGAAGAGCGACGUGAGCGAGCUGAAAAGCUCAUGAAUGAAUCUCGAUUACAGGUUGAGGUUCUUUCGGCAGAAGUAACUGCGUUGAAGUUAUUGGUCCAAACGCCAGGCAUGGGUCAGAAUCACUUUCAGCACACUUCACCCGAGCACAAUUCAUCAGGAGCAGUUCAGUCAAGAAAGUCUUGCACUUUACCAUCGCUGAGUUCUCACAUGGCACGCGAAAUGGAGAAGGACAAUGAGCAGAAACAGGCAGAAGCUGUUGAAGAGGUCGAUCCUAUUUUGAUGGCUGAAUUUACAUCAUGGCGUGAAGCUGGUCAUCCGCUAGCGCAUCACCCUUUCAUGGAACGCGUCAAUAUCGAAGAAGUAAUACCUUGUAUGCUUUUCCACGCUAAGCAGCUAUCCGACGACAUUCUCGAUUCCAUCGCUGCUAAUAAACUGGAAUUGGAACCUGUUCACGAAGAAAAACCAUCAGUAAUGCUUUGUGCACUAACGAACAUCUCUCGAUUUUGUCCAUACCGUGUUCGUGUUGCUGAAGACAGCCAAUGGCACAGAAUAUCAUUAUUAGCUCGGAAUCGGGUUCGUCUCAGUUCUGAUUCUAGUUUCAUCCAUAUCGCCGCCGUUUGUGACUAUUACACAUUCAUUCGCUACUUACGAGGUGGUUUGAUCAAGUCCGGCAUUCGAGAUGCUUACUUCGAUGUGAUGACGCUAAGAAAGAAUAUGUGCCUAGCUAAGUUAGGACUUGGAUUUGUACCAAAAACUAAUCUACGUCAUGGAUUCUAG
Messenger RNA from Angiostrongylus costaricensis, 876 nucleotides. The record is from the annotation of a GenBank genome assembly. Lineage: Eukaryota; Metazoa; Nematoda; Chromadorea; Rhabditida; Metastrongylidae.